This is a messenger RNA of Cicer arietinum (chickpea), 1903 nucleotides long. RefSeq names its product polyadenylate-binding protein-interacting protein 12-like. NCBI's taxonomy places the organism in Eukaryota, Viridiplantae, Streptophyta, Magnoliopsida, Fabales, Fabaceae. The record is from RefSeq and is a predicted model, not a curated record. Gene Ontology annotation, molecular function: RNA binding.
CUUUUAUAAGAUAAACAUCUUUCUCUAUCUCUCUCUCUCUCUCUCUCUCUCUCUCUCUCUCUCUCUCUCUCUCUCUCUCUCUCUCUUUAACUACUUUUGUCUAUAAAUCUUCAGGAUCAGUUUCAUCUUAUAUCAAUGGUGAAUUUUUAGAUAUAACCCAGAUUCACUGAAAAUUGUGAAAGCUGAUAGAAAAAUAAAAUAAUAAAGGUUAGAACUUUAAUCUUUUUGAUAAGUGAUUAUGGCGGUUGCUGAGAAUGUUGGAACCAAAAUCGGUUCUUCGGGUGAGAAUUUGGAGAACAGUGUAGUUUCAUCGGACUCAACUGAGGUUGAGAAAUCGAAACCUAAGACCGAUCAGAAUCUGAACAAUAACAACGGUGUGUUCAAUCAUCAACAACAAGAUAGUGUUCCUAAUGGUAAUCAUGGUUUCAAAGGGCAUCAAAUGGGUCAGAUGCAUGGUAAUGGGGUUCAGAACCAGCACAUGGUUGUGAACAAUGAUGGGUAUGUGAUGAAUGGUGUUAGAGAUGGAGAGAAUGGGGGUGAGAGUUUCAAACGUGAGAUGAGGGAUUUGGAAGAGUUGUUGUCAAAGUUGAAUCCUAUGGCGGAGGAAUUUGUGCCACCAUCACUUGUAACCAAUUAUCAUGGUUACUUAGCUGGACCUAAUGUUGGUGGAUUUGGUUAUGCUAACAAUAUUAUGCUUCAGAAUAAUUUUGGCAAUGCUAAUGGCCAGAUUAAUAGAAGGAGGAAGAAUGGCUAUAAUAAUGCGAAGCGAAGACUGAAUCAUAAAAUGGAUAUGGAGAAAAGAGAAGAGAUGAUUCGGAAGACUGUUUAUGUGUCUGACAUUGAUCAACUGGUCACUGAAGAGCAGCUGGCAUCUCUCUUUCUCAACUGUGGCCAGGUUGUUGAUUGCCGUGUAUGUGGGGAUCCCAAUUCAAUUCUUCGGUUUGCAUUUGUUGAGUUUACAGAUGAAGUUGGUGCUAGGACUGCAUUGAACCUAUCUGGAACCAUGCUCGGAUAUUAUCCGUUGAGAGUGCUACCUUCAAAGACUGCAAUUGCACCUGUUAAUCCAACAUUUUUGCCCAGGUCUGAAGAUGAGCGAGAGAUGUGCACAAGAACAAUUUAUUGCACAAAUAUCGACAAGAAGCAACCGAGUCUCAUAAUUCUUAUUCUUUCCUUGUUACUGCUGCAGCUUACUCAAGCAGAUGUCAAACACUUCUUUGAAUCUAUUUGUGGAGAGGUUCAACGCCUGAGGCUUCUUGGGGAUUACCAUCAUUCAACUCGAAUUGCUUUUGUGGAGUUCGCUGUGGCUGAGAGUGCAAUUGCAGCACUGAGCUGUAGCGGUGUGAUUUUGGGUUCAAUGCCUAUAAGGGUAAGUCCGUCAAAGACACCAGUCCGAGCUCGUGCAACUCGUAGUCCCAUGCACUGAAUCAUCCUUCAUGUUUGUGGAAUGAAUGCUGCUCAAAGAUAUAUAUUUACAUAUAUACAUACAUAGAAACAGAUAUGUUUUAAGGUACCCGUGGCGUUUAGUUGAGACUUUUGUCGCCAAAACUUGCAGUAUGGUAUCUUUGUUUCUCUCGUUGGGGCUAUAUAUGAGUUAUGUGUUUAGCUUGUAGAGUUGGACUUGGAUGGCGUUUUGAGGAUCAUUAUGGCUUAACUUAUGCUGCUUGGUCUUGCAACGAGAGAAUUUCAUGGUUGGAUGUUUCUAAACAUCCGGAAUUUACAGUUUAUUUAAAGAAACAUGUUUCAAAACCUUUGUUAGUAUAGUUUCUGUCUGUCUGGUACUCUUCUGUUUGGAUACUUUUGAUCUUUUGCAAUUUGCUUGUCAUAUGAAGAGUCUCUGAAUUGCUGUUACGACGGCCAAUCGAGACUUUCAGUGAAAUUAUCAUUGCCUUCUAAAUUGCAUGCA